UUUGCUGGGGAAAAUUCGCGUGACCAGCCAGGAAGCACGAGGAGCUCUUCGCGUUUCGGCUGAGCCCACGGUCAUUGCCUCACCUGGACAAGAUGGCGGAAUUGAAGCUGGAACUUACUGUGCCUUUUUCGACCGAGUCUGAGGCGCAAAUUGUUCGCAAUUCUCUCUCCGUCGAUCCGGAACCAAAACGUGGCGGAGCCAAGAAACAGCUAACAGUGAAAGACAAUGUGUUAUACGUAACAAUAUCAUCCCCUGAAGCUAAGACAUUGAGAGUCUGUGCAAAUGGUUUCCUUGACCAUUUGACUCUGGUUACAGAAACAAUUGAAGCAUUUGGUCCUCCCUUGGAAGAAUCGUAACCUUCUUGGAUAUCAACUGAUAGCCAUUUUUUUGGAGAGAGAGUUUAUUGCAACACCAGCAGGAUAGAUUGAUUUAUAUUGGGUAAUUACCCAGUCAAAAUUGACCUCACAGCAUUACAAAGGUGCUCCAUGUGCUUAACAAACACUCUACCUAAUAGGUAAAUUACUGUUAAGUACUUGCCAGCUGCCAUUAUCUUGUUGUUAUUAAUGAGCCGUUUUGCUUGGAAUUGUGUACUGAAAAAAUAGGUUUCAAGUGGCAAGGAUACAAACCACAUAUGUGUUGGCAUGGACUCAUGUCUGUGUUUUACUUUAGUGUUUGCCUCAACAACUGAAAAACAUGGUAAAUGUAUCUUAAACAUUUUUGCAGUUUCACAGCAGGAAUUUUGAGGUAAUGGAAGUUACCAUGGUGUGCUUCUCACUUGUGUUGAAAUUACACCAUAAACAGUCAUGUUUUAGCAACCACAUGGUAAAGUUGGAAACUGUCAUUUCUUUCUUGUUAUUUAAGAGUACAUGUACUUUAUGUGGUCAUGGACUUUUCAUAGUGAAACAAUGUGCAAAAUAACUAUUAAUAGUAACAGACAACGAAGUAAGGCACAUUUUAUUAUUUCUUCUC
Molecule: messenger RNA, 969 nt
Organism: Pocillopora verrucosa
Lineage: Eukaryota; Metazoa; Cnidaria; Anthozoa; Scleractinia; Pocilloporidae
Product: EKC/KEOPS complex subunit LAGE3-like
Cellular component (GO): EKC/KEOPS complex
Source: RefSeq, a predicted model, not a curated record